Sclerotinia trifoliorum is the source of this 2110-nucleotide messenger RNA. NCBI's taxonomy places the organism in Eukaryota, Fungi, Ascomycota, Leotiomycetes, Helotiales, Sclerotiniaceae. The record is from the annotation of a GenBank genome assembly.
AGCUCAACAUAUCAAAAUCCCCCCGUCAUUCUUCGUUAAAGUCAUAUCAUUAAUAUCCUCAAUUACCAAUCAGAGAAGUCACUAAUGUUAACCACUCCUCGUUUCUCUUCACUCUUGAUUCAUCAAGCUGGUCUCGUACAAUCCAGAACCAGAUGUCUCAAAAUAUUACCUAGCCCUCGUCUCCUUAACCAGAUCACGAGACUAGCUUCCACAUCUACUACACAGCUAUCUAAGAUCCUUGAAUCCUCUGUAGUAAAUGUCGGUACCGCCUCUCAAAUUACUGUCCCUAGGAUUAUAUACAGCACGUCAUGGCACAAGGAAAAAACUGCAGAUUUAGUUUACCAGGCUUUAAGCGCCGGAUAUAGGGGUAUAGAAACAGGGGCCGAACCGCUUAGGUAUGAUGAGAAGGCUGCCGGAGAAGGAAUUAGGAAGGCGAUUGAUGAGGGGAGGGUGGAGAGAAAAGAGCUUUAUGUAGGAGAUGCUAUUUUCUUUUCCUAUAUUUGCAAAUUUGUUAAAUUUUUUAAUUCUAUCUUUAUCACGUCAUGAGAGAUGUGAGAAUAAUAUCUAACGAAACCAAAGAUCCAAACUACAUUCGCACCACCCGAAGGCCAAAAUCUUCAUUCACUUCCGGUUAGUGAACAAGGAGAAGAGGCCUUAAAACAAGCGUUAGAAACAAUUCCGUAUUCUAUGGCUGCAUCUGUAUCUCAACAAAUCCAUAGCUCUAUUGCUUCAUCGCUUAAAAAUCUCAAGGCAUCAGGAGAUGAAAGGGAUACUUAUAUUGAUUGUUUAAUACUAAGUUCACCAUAUCCUACGGAAGCAGAAACUAAAGAAGCGUGGGAUGUGUUAUCAACUUAUGUUCCACAUUCUAUAAGGAGCUUGGGAAUUGCCAAUAAGACAUUGAAGAGCAUAGGCGAGGAUGACAUUGGACAAAACCAAGAGCAACAUGGUGUCUCAGAUCAAAAUGAAUCCGAGCAAAAUGAGGAAAAAAUCCUCCCAUCAGUAUACACCAACCGCUACCAAAACCACCAUGGAAAAGAUGUCGGAUUCCAAAAUUUCCAACCCUCAAAAACAGACAUGGUCUUCCAGUCUUUCUGGACCAAAGACGCAAUGCCUCAAAUAGCCAAUGGCCCAUUGGCUCAUGAAAUCUGCGCUAUACUGGAUGAAGUCGGGUAUCCUCAAGGAGAAAGCAGGAACUUGGCAAUAUAUGCAUUAUUAUUGGCAUUAAGAGAACAUAGAAUCGCAAUAUUAGAUAGAACAACACAUGCGAAGAAAAUAAAAACUCUUAUGAGAGCGCUAAAGGCGUUAGAGAAAUGGAGUAUCAAGAAAGGAAAGCAGAGAUGGGGGGAGGUGGAGAGGGCAGCGAAGCGACUUUUUAAGGAUAUUGGUUGGGAUAUAGAUGAGAGGGAUAGUAUAGGUGGAAGAAGAGAAGUACAUACGAACAUGAGGAUAACCAAUCCCAUGCCACAAGACAUAUACGAAAUCAUGAGUACAUCAAACCGCAUUCCACAAGACCCGCCAAUAAACGAAAUUACCUCCUCAGCACUCGAUCCAAUAGAUUCCCAUAGCUCCAGCGACGAACUUCCUAUAAAUACAAAUACAAACACGGAUACAGAUAUAGAUACAAAUACGAAUACACGUAUAAAUAUCCAACGCAGCGUAAAAGAAAAUAGCGCAGUUCGCUAUCAGAAAAAUAGAAAAAUAAGAGAGAAACUUUUGAGGGAGGGGGCUACGCCUCAAAUGAUUCUAGAGGAGAUUAAGAGGCAGAGGAUUGAAGGGGCAAGGAUUAGAAAGAUGGAGGGGGCGAGGAUUAGGUAUAGGGAGGGGCGGAUUGGUGAUUCGUGGAGAGUAGGUGGGGUAGGGGGUAGUUGGUCGGACGGUUUGGGUGGUGAGGUUUUGUUUGGUUUGGGGGAUAGGGGAGUGGAAAGGGGAUUGAGUGGAAGGAGUGAUGGGUGUGAGGGGUUGGGUUAUUUGAUGUGAUGUGUAAUAACAAAUUCCUUUAUAGUUUUAAGAAGAGUAUUAAAGUUAUACAUAUGUGUUUAUAUUACAACUUCUAAUACAUAAACUCAUAUCUAUUUAUAUAUUAUUUUAAAAAGAGAUAAAAAGAGUAAAU